ACAGUGUAUGCCGUGACUUCGGUGUGUUCGAAACAGUUCGAUGUUGAAUGCAUACGAGUACAGAAGUAACUAAAGUAGUGAUGAAAUAAUUUUUUUUAAUUAUACGUCAAUAUAACAGAAUUCUUUCGAUUAUCAUAAGUGAUUCAGAAAAAAUUUCAAUACAUGCGAAUAUGACUUAAAUAUUUUGCAAAACAAAUCCUUUAAUAAGGAUAAUGUUCGAAAUAAAUUAGUCGGAAAAUGCACGUGUUUCGUUAAAUUCGUAACACGAUAGGUUGAAUAAUUAAAUGACAAAGAAAUGCUUGGCAAAAUGAUAGAAACAAUAAGUAAAAAUUAAGUCAGUUGAAUGAUUAUCAAUACCCUUCCUUAGAUGGAAUCAUAUGAAGCAACAAUAUUUUGUAGUGGCAGAAAAAGGAACUUUAUCAAAGUGUUUAUCAAGUGCCUUAAUUAUUAUGAUAAUGAUCUUAUGGAACGAUUAUCAGUGUAAUUUGUGUUUAUUAUUGAAUGAAAAACAGUGAUCAGCGUGUCAUGGAGGACAGUGGUCAAAUACAUUCUACUCUUCUCGAAGAAACCUUUUACGUUACAUCAAAAAAAAACACUUACUACAAGGUGAGACUAACAGAAAAGGGUCUUAGCCUAGAGAAAGACAAUAAUGGUACGACGAAGGUUGAAACGAUCGUUCUAAACGACAUAAUAGGGUGUAGAUGUAUGCGUUCGAAACGUAAAAGCGCGGGAAGCUGUGUUUGUGGGCCAGGUACUUCGAGAUCUCAAUUCAAGCUAGUCGAGUCUGCAGAAGCAUAUCAAUGUUAUGAUGAGUUCGAUACCUCGGCCUAUCUUUAUAUCUAUGCUUACACAUUGAAAAAAGCACGCAUGAAAGGUGUUAAGAGACGAGAAAGGACAACGAUCACGCUACGGUUCCGCAGUUUUGACAAAUAUGAAGAUAAUCUACGAGAAGCAAGCAGGUGGCGAUUAGCUAUAAAAUGUCUCAUUGUUGGUGUGCCUGUGCCUAAAAGUUUUAUGAGUCCGAGCCACGAGAAUCUUGAGUCGUUGAUUAGUGCUUGUCCAGGCGAGCAACGAAAGAUACUAGUGUUGCUGAAUCCGAAAUCUGGACCGGGAAGAAGCCGAGAAACGUUCCAGAAAAGAAUUCAUCCGAUUCUAUCGGAAGCGGAGAGGCCUUACGAGGUUCACGUCACCAAGUGUCCCAAUUACGCACGCGAGUUCGUGCAUACGAGGGACAUCUAUCAAUGGAGCGGACUCGUGAUGGUCGGGGGCGACGGGAUAGUGUUCGACGUAGUAAAUGGACUUUUUCAGAGGCCCGAUUGGGAGAAAGCUCUGAAGGAAUUACCCCUUGGCGUGAUACCCUGCGGUUCCGGUAAUGGCUUGGCGAAAUCCAUCGCGUACGCUAAACAAGAACCGUACGAUUACAAUCCUCUUCUUAUCAGUGCAUUAUCCGUGGUAAAAUUCAAGAAAGCUCAGAUGGAUUUGGUGCGCGUUGAGACUAGAAAUCAGAUUCUAUUUUCAUUUUUAUCGGUUGGAUGGGGUUUACUUGCUGACAUUGACAUUGAGAGCGAACGUCUACGUGCAAUAGGCGGUCAGAGAUUCACUGUGUGGACUAUCGCCCGUUUGAUUGGCUUGAGAACGUACAAAGGAAAGGUGUCUUAUUUACCUUGCGAUAAAGUACCGUCCGUGGAGAGUUUAGGUAAUGGGAAUGCCUACAAUGAAUACACCAAGGAAACGCAGAUAUCGCAUUCAAGGAGCUGCGGCGACGAUUUAGAUCGAUACAGUAAAAUCAGUGAAUCAAAGAGUUUUCACGAUACGCUCGAUGGAGAUCCUGCUAUUUUGGAUGGAUCGUCCGAUAUUUACGAUGAUAACGAAAUAAUAAGCGAAAAUAUUACCCUGGAAACGGAAAUUGAGAGAAGACAAAGGCUAGACAGUUUUUAUUCUGCGACAUCUGCGAAAUCGACUUAUUUUAGUACAGGUUCAAUUUCUAGUUACCAUAGUGUUGACGAACCCGAUAAUGAGAAUAUUGAUACAAAAGACAGCAACAGUCAAGUUAUGUAUGGUCCCUCAUCGAGAUUACCGGCUCUAACUUCAGAAGUAUCAAGUUCCUGGACACAAAUACAGGGAGAGUUUGUUAUGGUCCAUGCCGCAUAUCAAUCUCAUUUGGGCCAGGAUUAUUUCUUUGCACCUCGUGCCAAAUUGGCGGACGGUAUUAUUUGGCUCAUGAUAGUGAAAGCCGGAAUUACUCGAGCCAAUUUGCUUCAGUUCCUGUUGGGCUUAAGUAAUGGUUCCCACGUAACGCGUUCUGGGAUUGACAUGAUACCAGUAAAGGCAUUUCGAAUAGAACCAGAAGAAGGAGUCAAUGGAUAUAUUACGGUAGAUGGAGAAAGAGUAGAUUAUGGACCUUUACAAGCAGAGAUAUUCCCGUCUUUAGCUACGGUAAUGUCUCCUUGAUACAAAUUAGCAUUACAAUUCGUACAGAGUUAGCAAUGGAAAUCAAAUGGUACAAUCUUAGAACCUUAAGUUCAAUAAGAUAUACAAUAUAUGUUAUGGUAGCAUGGUCCUGGUGACAAUACUGUAUUAAUAUAUUCUUAUUCGCGAUACGUAAGUACGAUUUUUAGCUCAGAGGAUUAUGGUAGGUGUAUAUAUUCUAGAUUAUGAAGUUAAAUCAUUCCAUCAAAUGUAUACGAAAAAAAUGUCGUAUAAAUUAAGAUCAAUGCAACCAUAGUUUAUAUAAGCUCAACUUGUUACUUCAUAGAGAUUUAUUGUCUAUGCGGGAUAAUCCAAUACUAUCCUAUGAAAUUUUAUAGACGUGUUUUACGUAUAAAAAUUAUGAACUGAUAAUAAAUGUGAAUCUUGCUUUUUA
Messenger RNA from Apis mellifera (honey bee), 2863 nucleotides. It is a transcript of the gene Sk2, whose product is annotated as sphingosine kinase 2. NCBI's taxonomy places the organism in Eukaryota, Metazoa, Arthropoda, Insecta, Hymenoptera, Apidae. The transcript has 7 exons. Gene Ontology annotation, cellular component: membrane; intracellular membrane-bounded organelle; cytoplasm. The coding region runs from base 502 to 2451 and encodes 649 amino acids. The record is from RefSeq and is a predicted model, not a curated record. Gene Ontology annotation, biological process: sphingosine biosynthetic process.